AGUCACGCAAAUGGACUCACCGCGGGAGCACUGUUGCUAUCCUGCUAACUCCCUUACAAUCUCACCCUUCUUUCAUUUUUAUUUGUAAUUCCGCUUACUGGACCGCUCUCUCUUCUUUUAUAAUCACACAGCCUUAAUUAAUUCAAAUCUCCCAAUACAUGAUCUCUCCACACCAUUGACCUUCUCCUUCGUCCCCUCUUUUACCCGUUCUUUCCUCUCAGCAGAUUUCCUCCCCUUCUCCCGACCACUAAAAACCCAAUCUUGAUCCAAGCCCCACUCAUAUCCAAUGCCCUUCUUCUUCCUCUAGCUCCGGCCAUGUCUUCAGAGCGGCACCUACUUGAUCUAUCCCCUCGCCCCCCAAAUCCUGCCCCCGAUAUACUCAAACCCAUCCCUUCCUCCCGUAGCUCCAGACGUUCCCGGGGCUCCCGCGGUUCCCUCGACCGCAUCAACUUCGCUCCUCCACCAUCUGUCAUUCGUUACGGCUCCCGUGCUGAAUCUGAUCGCUUAAACGCCUCGCAGAAAGAUAUCCCUGACGAGGACGCUCGCCUCGUUAGUAUCAACGACCCAACAAGCACCAACGAGCGCUUCGAGUUCUCCGGCAACUCCAUCCGCACCGCCAAGUACUCCAUCCUCACCUUCCUCCCGCGCAACCUCUUCGAGCAGUUCCACCGGGUUGCUUACAUCUACUUCCUCGUCAUCGCCAUCCUCAACCAGCUCCCUCAGCUUGCUGUCUUCGGUCGCGGGGCUUCCAUCCUCCCCCUCGCUUUCGUUCUCUUCGUCACCGCCGUGAAAGACGCCUAUGAAGACUAUCGCCGCCACCGUUCUGACCGCAUCGAAAACAACCGCACGGCCCUAGUCUUCUCCGCCGGCGACUUCCGCCCUAAAAGAUGGAAAGAUAUCCGCGUCGGGGAGAUCAUUAAGGUCCAAUCGAACAACACCCUCCCCUGCGACAUUGUCCUCCUAUCCACCAGCGAUCCCACCGGCGUCGCCUAUGUCCAGACGAUAAAUCUCGACGGGGAGUCUAACCUCAAGACUCGUUAUGCGAAGCAAGAGACACUUCUUCGAGCUCCGGAGAAACAAGGGCUCUCUGGAUUGAUCCGUUGCGAAAACCCUAAUCGGAACAUCUAUGGCUUCUAUGCCAAUAUGGAUAUUGAUGGCAAGCGAGUUUCUCUUGGGCCCUCGAAUAUAGUCCUUCGGGGUUGUGAGCUGAAGAACACAUCUUGGGCUGUUGGGGUUGUUGUUUAUGCUGGUAGAGAGACGAAAGUGAUGCUUAACAGCUCGGGAUCUCCAUCCAAGCGGAGCCGGCUAGAGACUCAUAUGAACAGGGAGACCUUGCUCCUAUCUGGAGUUCUGAUUGUGCUAUGUAUUUUGGUGGCUGUUUUUACUGGUGUAUGGUUGGCAAUUCAUAAGAGUGAAUUGGAGUUUGCUCAGUUUUUCAGGAAGAAGAAUUACUCCAACUCCGCGGGACGCAAUUAUAAUUACUAUGGUAUAGGGAUGGAGGUGUUCAUUAGGUUCCUCAUGGCGGUGAUCGUGUUUCAGAUCAUGAUCCCUAUUUCUCUGUAUAUUUCAAUGGAGCUUGUACGUCUCGGACAAGCCUACUUUAUGAUUCAGGAUUCUAAUUUAUACGAUAAGACAUCACAAUCGCGAUUCCAGUGUCGGGCUUUGAACAUAAAUGAGGAUUUGGGGCAGAUAAAGUAUGUGUUUUCAGACAAAACAGGAACUUUGACAGAGAAUAAAAUGGAGUUCCAGUGUGCCAGUAUCAGUGGAACUGAUUACAGCAAUGGGAAUUCUUCGUCUCCUGGUGAUUCGGGAGUCUAUUCUGUAAUAGUUGGGGAUCAGUAUUGGAGGCCAAAGAUGACGGUAAAAACUGAUCCUGAGCUCUUGAGGUUGUUGAGAAACGAAAGGAAUACAGAGCAAGGAAGAAAUGCCAUUAAUUUCUUCCUUGCUCUGUCUGCCUGCAAUACUAUAGUGCCCUUGGUUGUGGAUACACCAGAUCCCGCGCAGAAGUUGAUAGAUUAUCAAGGGGAGUCUCCUGACGAACAAGCGCUGGUGUAUGCAGCAGCUGCGUAUGGCUUUGUGCUAAUUGAACGAACUUCUGGGCAUAUAGUCAUAGAUGUUCUUGGAGAUAGACAGAGGUUUGACAUAUUGGGUCUUCACGAGUUUGACAGCGAGAGAAAGAGAAUGUCAGUUAUCGUUGGCUUUCCUGAUAAAACAGUGAAGAUUUUUGUUAAAGGUGCUGACAGCUCAAUGUUUAGCAUCAUGGAAAAAACAUUGAAUGCAAACAUAAUUCGAACGACGGAAUCACACCUCAAAUCAUACUCAUCUGUGGGUCUGAGAACAUUGGUGAUUGGCAUGCGAGCGAUGAAUACGACGGAAUUUGAGGAAUGGCAUUCUUCCUACGAGAAAGCAAGCACAGCAUUGUUUGGCAGGGGAAGCUUACUCAAAGCAGUUGCAGCCAACAUAGAAAGCAAUCUCACCAUUUUAGGGGCCUCUGGAAUUGAAGAUAAGCUUCAGGACGGUGUACCUGAAGCCAUAGAAUCUUUGAGGCAGGCUGGGAUCAAGGUCUGGGUGUUGACAGGCGACAAGCAAGAGACGGCUAUUUCCAUUGGAUAUUCUUGUAAACUUCUGACUGGAGAUAUGAACCAGUUUAUAAUAAACAGCAAUUCAAAGGAGUCAUGUAAAAAGAGUUUAGAGGAAGCCCUCUCCACAGCCACCAAAGUUUCAACCAUGCCUCUAGCAGGAUUAGGUGGUGGAAGGACCCCUCUUGCUCUGAUUAUUGAUGGGAAAAGUCUCCUCUACAUUCUUGAGACAGAAUUAGAAGAUGAGCUUUUCAAAGUAGCGACAUUGUGCGACGUUGUUUUGUGCUGCCGAGUGGCUCCGUUGCAGAAGGCUGGGAUUGUUGCUCUAAUCAAGAAGAGAACAGAUGAUAUGACUCUUGCAAUUGGUGAUGGUGCGAACGAUGUCUCGAUGAUUCAGAUGGCUGAUGUUGGGAUAGGAAUCAGUGGGCAAGAGGGUCGACAGGCAGUGAUGGCCUCAGACUUCGCAAUGGGCCAGUUUAGAUUCUUAGUUCCCCUCUUAUUGGUUCAUGGCCACUGGAAUUACCAAAGAAUGGCAUAUAUGAUAUUGUACAAUUUCUACAGGAAUUCGAUUUUCGUAUUUGUACUUUUCUGGUAUAUACUGUACACAGCAUUUAGUUUAACAACUGCAAUUACAGAUUGGAGCAGUGUCUUGUAUUCAGUUAUUUAUACUGCUCUCCCCACUAUAGUAAUUGGAAUUCUGGACAAGGAUUUGAGCAGAAAAACGCUUCUGAAGCACCCACAACUCUACGGUUCAGGACAAAGAGAAGAACGAUACAACCUCAGGCUCUUUAUUCUUACCAUGAUGGAUUCUAUUUGGCAAAGCUUAGCCAUCUUCUUCAUCCCAUAUCUUUCUUAUCGCCACAGCACUGUGGAUGGAUCCAGCAUUGGUGAUCUCUGGACCCUUGCAGUGGUCAUCAUGGUGAAUAUUCACUUAGCCAUUGAUGUUUUUAGGUGGAAUUGGGUCGUACAUGCCGCCAUUUGGGGCUGCAUUGUUGCAACAUUUAUUUGUGUCAUUGUCAUUGAUGCGUUGCCUAUGCUCCCCGGAUUUUGGGCAAUCUUCCAUGUGAUGGCGACAUGGUUGUUCUGGUUUUGUUUAGCCGCCAUUCUCGUGGCCGGGAUGGUUCCGAGGUUUAUGAUGAAGGCUUUUUCCGAGUUCUUCUUUCCGAACGAUAUCCAGAUUGCGAGAGAGCAGGAGAAGUUUGGGAAUGUAAAUGAGAACCAGAACCGUGUUUCUGAAGUUGCUAUGAGCAGUUUCUCAGACACUCAACCGCAGUGGAUGCUAUAGGUUUUUGACUGUUUUUAAAUUUUUUCAAUUUCAUCCUUUUUGAUUUGGGGCAUUUGCAUACAUAC
This is a messenger RNA of Phalaenopsis equestris, 3929 nucleotides long. RefSeq names its product phospholipid-transporting ATPase 1. The transcript has 7 exons. Bases 316 to 3864 code for a protein of 1182 amino acids. Gene Ontology annotation, biological process: phospholipid translocation. Gene Ontology annotation, cellular component: plasma membrane. NCBI's taxonomy places the organism in Eukaryota, Viridiplantae, Streptophyta, Magnoliopsida, Asparagales, Orchidaceae. Gene Ontology annotation, molecular function: ATP binding; ATPase-coupled intramembrane lipid carrier activity; ATP hydrolysis activity. The record is from RefSeq and is a predicted model, not a curated record.